AUGGCUCCUCCUCCAGCUCCGGGCGUAUGGUGCCCCGCAGUAACCUUCUACACUCCCGAAAGCGACACGGCAACCUUGGAUCUCGCCGCACAGAAACAGUAUUUCCAAUACCUCUCCAAAUCGGGUCUUACUGGUUUAGUCGUUCUUGGCUCUAACGCUGAGGCAUUUCUCCUCACUCGCGAUGAGAAGAGAGCGUUGAUGAAAUGUGCUCGUGAGGCCGUCGGCCCCGACUACCCUCUGAUGGUCGGCAUCUCAGGCUUCUCUGUACCUCAAGUCAUGGAGAACAUUAGCGACGCAAUUGAGGCUGGAGCCAAUCAUGGACUUUUGCUACCAGCGGCGUACUAUGGGCCAGCAGCUUCUAAAGAAGUUGUCAUGGCUUUCUACGAUGAGGUUGCGCAGAAAUCCGAGUUGCCUAUCGUCAUCUACAACUUCCCGGGUAUCUGCAAUGGGGUGGACCUUGAUUCUGUCACGAUCGCCGCGCUCGCAAAACGGAACCCUGGCAAGAUUGUCGGCGUAAAGUUGACGUGUGGCAGCGUCGCGAAGAUAACCAGGCUAUGUGCUGAGCUGCCAAGCGAUACCUUCUCUACGUAUGCAGGCCAAGCGGAUUGGUUGGUUGCUGGCCUCGCAGUUGGAAGUGCAGGAUGUGUGUCAGCAUUCAGUAACGUCUUCCCGAAGGUUUGCUCAAAGGUCUACGAGUGGUAUACUACUGGGAAGACUCAAGAAGCCUUGGAGCUUCACCGCAAGGCGGCGCUCGCGGAGAGCCCGAUCAAGGCUGGAAUCGCUCCCACGAAGCAUGCUGUUAGUCAAUACAGUGCGAAAGCUGCUGGCAUCGAGGGCGCCGAGGGGAAGCUCAAUCCAAGGCGACCGUACUUGCCAGUUGGCGACGCAAUCAAGACGAGCGUAAAGAGUGCCAUGGAAGAGCUUGCUACGAUAGAGAGCAUCUUGUAG
This is a messenger RNA of Alternaria ethzedia, 948 nucleotides long. RefSeq lists its product as uncharacterized. The transcript has a single exon. The record is from RefSeq and is a predicted model, not a curated record. Gene Ontology annotation, molecular function: 4-hydroxy-tetrahydrodipicolinate synthase activity. The coding region runs from base 1 to 948 and encodes 315 amino acids. Lineage: Eukaryota; Fungi; Ascomycota; Dothideomycetes; Pleosporales; Pleosporaceae.